Molecule: messenger RNA, 4062 nt
Organism: Chara braunii
Lineage: Eukaryota; Viridiplantae; Streptophyta; Charophyceae; Charales; Characeae
Source: the annotation of a GenBank genome assembly
UGCCAGAUCAGCAGUGCCACAUCAGCAAUGCCACGUCAUAGUGCCAAGUCACAGUGCCACGUCAGCAGUGCCACGUCACAGUGCCAGAUCAGCAGUGCCACGUCAGCAGUGCCAGGUCACAGUGCCACAUCAGACAUAGUGCCGCGACAGCAGUGCCACGUCAGCAGUGACGUCAGACAGUGCCACAUCAGCAGUGCCACGUCAGCAGUACCACGUCAGACACAGGGCCACGUCAGCAGUGCCACAUCAGCAGUGCCACGUCAGCAGUACCACGUCAGACACAGGGCCACGUCAGCAGUGCCACAUCAGCAGUGCCACAUAAGUAGCAGUGCCACGUCAGCAGUGCCACCCUACAAGCAGCGGUUCCAGGCUCAGAUCGAGGCUGAGGAACAACGCCUGCUGGCAGCCGAGGCUGCCCGCGUACAGGCUGAAGAGGCAGCAGCAGCAGAGCAACUGCAGCUACAGGCCGAUGCAGACGCAGAUGCCCAGGCUCGCCGCAAGGAAGCCCAGGAUCUGCUGCAGCGGCAUGAAGCCAACAGCAUCGACAGACUCAAGUUCUGGCAUUUUGAACCGAACGGCGACGAGGCAACACCGGAAGAGAAGCACAAGGAGUUCCUUAUUGAACUCGUGACAAGGCUGUACCAGGACCAGCUGCUGGGGCUUCCAGCACCCUCUAGCCGCCAACUGGAGGACCGCGUUGACCACGUAGUGGCAAUGCUCGGCGACAUCAGCACUUUCGCUGCGCCGACCACCACCAUCAGCAGUCAGCUGCAUACAUUGAAGACCGAGGUCCAGCAGUUGCAGACGACGAACGCAGAUGGCAACCCGAAAAUGUAUAAGAUGCCAACUUUCAAUCUGGAGAGGUUCGACGACUACAUGCAGCAGGAUCCGGUCCUCUGGUGGGAAGCAUUUACAACGCAACUCAGGAUUCUGCCCGUAGCCAAGCAUGCGUACAUCGGCGCCCUGUUCCUGAACUCAAAAGGCCGAUGUCAGACCUGGUUGAGCCACCUGGCAACCUCCCGCGGCGUCGACGUACCAGACUUGAAGGACAAAAUCACAUGGGAGGAACUGACACAGCUGUGGAAGAAGCGGUUCAUCGUCGACGACGCGCCGGCACUCGCCAUCAACCGUUUGUUCACCAUGUCACAAGGCAACACUGCAACAUGGGAUUGGCUCACAGAGUGGCAGAAGAUUGCAGCAGUGCCCAAUCUGGAGCUGCCUUUCACUCAUCUCAGUCGUGAGUUCUACAACAGGUCCUGUGCUGCAUUAAGCCAGGCCCUUGGUGAUCGCGAGCAGUACUCCACUUUCGCCGAGAUUAUCGCCAAGGCGAGAGAGAUCAUCAAGACCAACAGGCCAGCUGCACACGAGAGAUCAACAUGGCAGCCGACCUAUGUGGAGAAGGUACGAACAAGUCCGCGACAGCAUCACUUCGCUGCAGUCCAGCAGGACAGUGGAGAUAACCCAGCAGCCACUCCAGCAUCAAGUGACGGAGAUCAGACGAUCAGGAACGCCGGCCCUCUCCCACGCAUCGACGACCUUCUCGAGCGAUUGGGCGGCGCCCAGUUCUUCGCUAAGCUGGAUCUCAAGUCAGGGUACCACCAACUCGAGAUUCGCGAGGAUCGCUACAAGACCACGUUCAAGACACGGUAUGGGCAUUUUGAAUGGAUGGUCAUGUCGUUUGGCCUUACGAAUGCCCCAGACACUUUCCAAGCGGCUAUGACAACGGAGUUCCGACACAUGCUGGAUCGGUUUGUACUUAUCUACCUCGACGACAUUCUGGUCUACAGCCGGAGUCUGGACGAGCAUGUGGAACACCUGCGCACCGAUUUGGAGCGGUUACGACAAGCCAAGUACAAAGCAAACCGCGACAAGUGCGAGUUCGCACAGCAGGAGCUGGAGUACUUGGGACACUAUGUGACGCCGCAAGGCAUCCGUCCGCUCGCGGACAAGAUCGAGGCCCUACGAGUAUGGCCCGAGCCCACCAACACCACGAACGUUCGUUCAUUCAUGGGAUUGGCGGGCUACUAUCAGCGAUUCAUCACCAGAUACUCCAGGAUCGCUGCACCUAUGACGAGGUUACAGUCGCCAAAGGUACCAUUCGUAUUCGAUGACGACACACGCCGGUCAUUCCAAGCACUUAAGACGGCUAUGCUCAUGGCACCCGUCCUUAGCAUCUAUGACCCCACCCUGCCGACGCGAGUGACUACGAUCGCUUCCGGCUAUGGCAUUGGGGCAGUCUUGGAACAGCACGACGGCGACGACUGGCACCCUGUGGAGUUCACAUGGGUCACAGACAACAAUCCAUUGACCUACUAUAAGACGCAGGACACGGUGAGCAGCACGAUCGGACGAUUGAUGUACUUCAUCGACCAAUUUGACUUCACACCGAAACAUGUCCCCGACCUCUCCAAUCGCGCAGCAGAUGCACUCUCGCGAAGACUUGAUCUUUGCGCUAUGACACAUCAUGCCUUCGCAUUCGACGAGGAGCUUAAGCGACACUUCAUCCGGGCAUAUCAGUCUGAUCCGRACUUCGGCACGCUCUAUGCACAGCUAUCUUCGGAUCACCCGCCGGCCAGCCAUUACCGCAUUGCCGACGGGUACUUGCUCCUCCACUCCAGAGGCAAGGACUUACUAUGUGUCCAACGCAACCGUCGUCUUCGGACUCGCCUCCUCGGCGAGUAUCAUGAUUCACGACUCGCCGGCCAUUUCGGAGUCAACCGUAUUGCACGGCUUCGACAGCGAUUCCGAUGGCCCGACCUCAUUACCGAUGUCACUCGGUAUUGCGACUCUUGCGAAGUUUGCCGACGCAGCAAGCCCCGCAACCGCAAUCCCUACGGCGAGCUACACCCGAUGCCUAUCCCACGGGAACCCGGUCUCUCCAUUGCCAUGGACGUCGCCGGUCCGUUUCCUCGCGACCGGCUCGGGCACGACGGCAUCCUCACRGUUGUGGACCGAUUGAGUAAGUACUCGCGUUUUCUCCCUUGCAAGUACUACUCCACGGCUCCCGAGCUGGCACGCCUCCUGCACACUAAUUGGAUUUGUGGCCACGGUGUACCAGAAGACAUUGUCAGCGACCGGGACACUCGUUUCAUGUCGGCGUUUUGGACUGCUCUCAAGCAGGAGUUCGGCACAACAAUGAAACCAAGUUCGGUUCGACAUCCUCAGACAGACGGGCAGACGGAGCGGGCACAUCAAACCGCUCAAAUGAUGCUUCGUACGCUCAUCCGUCCGGACCAGAAAGAUUGGGUUGACCGCCUCCCCGACAACGAGUUCGCCUACAACACUUUGGUGCAUCUGGCGAUCGGCGUGACUCCAUUCGAGUUGCACCACGGUGGACGGAAAGGCCGGAUCUUCGCCGACCUUCUCCUCCCUCGACCAGCCGACAUUGACGCUGCGAACACUUCGGUGCAUCCGGCGAUUGGCGUGACUCCAUUCGAGUUGCACCACGGUGGACGGAAAGGCCGGAUCUUCGCCGACCUUCUCCUCCCUCGACCAGCCGACAUUGACGCUGCCUUCUCUCCCGCUUCCGUCCGGAAGUACAGGGAAUUGUUGACUCAAGCCCGCGCAAAUAUGCAAAAGGCUCAAGUCCGCAUGCAGCAGCAAGCCAACAGGCGUCGCGUACCAUGUCCCAUCCGCGCCGGUGAUCUGGUUUGGGUCUCCGCGGAAGAGUUUGCACUGGAACAGGAUGUUUCACGCAAACUGCUUCCCAAGUGGUUUGGACCUUGGUCUGUGACAGCAGCCGCGGGCGAUGAGCCCGAUGGCCCUUCAUUUGUGAUCAACAUUCCAGACGGUCCAUCCGGUUUUCCACGCCUCAAAGCUGGCAACAUACAUGCCAGCCAAGAGCGACGACUUUCCAGACCGACGAUCAUAGGACCCUCCUUCUAUGGAUGGCCAUCAGGAAGUUGACCGCGUCAUCUCCGAUCGCAAGUACGGCAGCAAGCUGCGGCAGAGCAAAGUCACAUUCAAAGCAUGCUAUCUCAACGACACUCGGUGGAUUUCAGGCGCAGAUUUGAAAGCAUCCGCACCGUUGAUCUACGUGCAUAAUGAAAAGUGGAGGUUAGC